GGGCUGGGUGUGAAGGGAGGCGGUAGAGAGGCGGAGGGAGCCCAGAAACAAAGUCCUCCCAUUGGCUGUUGAUGUGUGGUACCCAACGGGAAGCGGACGGAGGAGAAUAAUGUGGUAAUGGAGCGAUCGCUAUCACCGGGCCACUGUGCGUGCUUGGGACCGCUAAACAUGCUCAUCGGAUGUACUGACUGCUAAAUAUGCCAGUCACGUCUUGGAUGUAACGACUCGCAGUUGGAGUAUGAUUCACAGACAGGUUAUAUUAUCCCAGGAUCUGCUGUGCUUUCAGUUGGACAAUCAUAAUGCUGCUGAACCUGUGUAGUGUUAAGAACCUGUACCAGAACCGGCUCCUGGGUCUGGCGGCCAUGGCCUCGCCAACGCGGAGCUCCCAGGGCCGGCGCCGGUGCAAGGAUGGGACCCGGUUCAGCUUCAGCCCCGAGCAGUAUCUAAACGGCGGCCACGACCCACUGGCGCUGACCCGCUCCACCAGUGACACGGACCUGGUGUCGUCAGACAGCCGCUCCACGAUCAUGGUCAGCACCUCCUACUACGCCAUCGGUCAGUCCCAGGACAUGGUCAUCUGCUGGGACAUCAAAGAGGAGGUGGACCCCGGGGACUGGAUCGGCAUGUACCUCAUCGAUGAGGUCCUGUCGGAGAACUUCCUGGACUAUAAGAACCGCGGCGUGAAUGGUUCCCAUAGAGGCCAGAUAGUGUGGAAGAUCGACUCCAGCUCCUGCUUCGUUGAAUCCGAGACCAAGAUCUGUUUUAAGUACUACCACGGCGUGAGCGGAGCACUGAGGGCCACCACACCCAGCGUCACCGUAAAGAACUCUUCAGUGAUGCUAUUAAAGCCCGUGGCCUGUCCGGAGGUCACCCAGAGUCUGGGCAGCAGGCGCCUCAUCAACUUCUCCCUGUCAGACUUCCAAGCAGUAGGACUGAAGAAGGGGAUGUUCUUCAACCCUGACCCAUACCUGAAGAUCUCCAUCCAGCCCGGCAAGCACAGCACCUUCCCUGCCCUGCCCCACCACGGCCAGGAGAAGAGGUCAGGGAUCGUCUGCAACACCAUCAACCCUGUCUGGCAUCGGGAGCGCUUCAACUUUGUGUCACUGCCCACGGAUGUGCUGGAGAUCGAGGUGAAAGACAAGUUUGCCAAGAGCCGGCCCAUCAUCAAACGCUUCCUGGGCAAGCUGUGUGUGCCCGUGCAGAGGCUUCUGGAGAAGAACGCCAUCGGAGAUCGUGUGGUGAGUUACACCCUGGGUCGCAGGCUGCCGACGGACCAUGUAAGCGGACAGCUGCAGUUCCGCUUUGAAAUAACCUCCUCUAUCCACCCAGAUGACGAGGAGGCGUCGCUCUGCACAGAGCCGGAAUGUCCCAUCGUCCCUGACAACCAGCAGGCCGAGGACAACCAGGAGGAAGACCCAGCCGUCGCCAGUGAUGACGAUAACCCGCCUGCCGACGACACCAUGAGCCUGGGGCCCGACAUGCCGGAUCUGCCAGAGGACGGAGCCCCAGAUGGAACGACGGAGCUUGUGAAGGAGGACGAGGAGGAGGGCGAGGAGGAGGACGAGGAGGAGGAUGAGCUCCCGCAGGCCUCCAGUCCCACGGCUGUGGAGCCUAACCCCCCAGCUGCUGUAGACGGAGAGCCCGAGGAGGAGGCCCCAGAGGUGGGCAUGGAGACCCAGGAGGGUGUGGGUGAUGGAGAGGAGAAUGGGGAAGUAGAGGAGGGUGCCACCUCCACAGCACAGCUGGAGGAGGAACAGGGGCCAGCUGCUGAGGAGGUGGUGGAGGCAGAACAGCCAGGAGAGGGGGCAGAGGAAGAGGAAGAGGGGCAGAUGGAGGAGGUCGAGGAGGAGGGUUGUAGUGCCCCUACAGUGGAGGGUGGGGAUGGCAGUGAGCAGCAGGGGACUGUGGAGGAAGCAGAGGCAGCAGGUGGGGAGGAAGAGGGCGCAGAGAGCUCCUGUCCGCAGGCGGAGAGGCGAGGCGAGGCCGAGGGGGCGGCCGAGGCCGAGGGAGACGCCGAGCAUGAGGCCAAGGCCCGCUGCCUGCGCAUGCGAGGCGUCCUGAAGCGCAAGAACCGGCCGUGCUCGCUGCCCGUGUCCGAGCUGGAGACGGUGAUCGCGUCGGCCUGCGGCGAGCCCGAGACGCCGCGCUCACACUACAUCCGCAUCCACCAGCUCCUCCACAGCCUGCCCUCCGCCCACCAGCUCCACAGCAGCUUGGACGACGAGGACGAGGACGAAGGCCUGGACCCCGAGACCUCCACGGACACCACCACCUUCAAGCCCACGGAGGUCAAGAGAAGAGGAGAGGAAGGCGGGGAGGGGGAGGAGGAGGAGGAGGUGGGCAGGCGGGAGGAGGAAGAUGAGGAGGAGGAGGGCUCCGAAGCACAGUCGCCCUCCACCGUCCCAGCAUGCCCGGGCCCGUGCUGCAGGAGGACGCUCCCGCGCAGCCUGUCCAUCGAGCGCCUGUCGGAGCUCAACCAGCUCCUGGAAGGAGAUCGCCCUUCCCUGACCUCCACUCGUUUGGACAGCGAGGACAGAGGUUGUAGGGGAGGAGGUGGCAGAGGUCCGAGGGAGAGUGAGUGCGAGCUGUGCGACAACUCCUGCUACAGCACCUCGUGCUACAGCACCUCCUGCUACAGCACCUCCUGCUACAGCAACUCCACGGGCUACGAGGGCCGGCCGCGUUUCUGCAGUCACACGCGCCUCUCCUCCGUGGACAGCGCCCGCCUCUCCGAGAGUACCGUCUUCUCCUCGCAGGAGGAAGAGGAGGAGGACGAGGAGGAGGACGAGGAGGAGAACAGCGCCUUUGAGUCAGCGCCAGACUCGGUCCAGAGCCCUGACAGCAGGGACAGGGGCAAGAGGGGCGAGAGAGGCGAGACGGACGAGACAAACCAUUGGGAGGAGGAGGCGCAGCAGGGGGGGCUCAGGUGCAGGAGGGAGCGAGAGGAGUCGCCGGUCGCGGGGCCCAGCGGCCAACCCUCAGACUGGGAGGCCCGUAUAGACAGUCACGGGCGGGUCUUCUAUGUGGACCACGUGAACCGCACCACCACCUGGCAGAGGCCCACGCAGGCUGCCAAGUGCACCGGCAUCCAGAGGUCCAACUCCAUCCAGCAGAUGGAGCAGCUGAACCGACGGUACCAGAACAUCCAGAGAACGAUGGCCACAGAGGAUGAGUGUGGCCAGAGGAGAGCCGAGCGGAACAGCAGCACAGACACGGAGACAGAUGCGCCCCCUCAGGCCACAGAGUUGAGAAGAGAGGCUCCUUCCUCACCAGUGAACCCCCAGAAGGUCACCAUGCUGCUUCAGUGUCCAGCAGUCAAGUUCAUCACCCAUCCAGAGUUCUUCACCAUCCUCCACGCCAACUAUGGGGCCUACAGGAUGUUCACCAACAGCACCUGUCUGAAGCACAUGAUUCUGAAAAUCCGUCGGGAUGCACGUAACUUUGAGCGGUACCAACACAACAGGGACCUGGUCAACUUCCUCAAUAAGUUUACAGAUACACAAAUGGAGCUUCCCAGGGGCUGGGAGAUCAAGACGGACCCACAGGGCAAGUCCUUCUUUGUGGACCACAACAAUAGAGCGACGACAUUCAUCGACCCGCGGAUCCCCAUGCAGCACGGCCGUCUGCCCAACCACCUGACACACCGGCAGCACCUGCAGAGACUGCGCAGCUACAGUGCAGGAGAGGCGUCCGAGGUGUCCCGGAGCAGAGGGGCUUCGCUGGCGGUGAGGCCUGGGAACAGCUUGGUAGCAGCCAUCAGGAGUCAGUACCAGCACGACUCCACGCCUCUUGCCUAUAAUGACAAGAUUGUGGCCUUCCUGCGGCAGCCAAACGUCUUUGAGAUGCUUCAGGAGCGGCAGCCAAGCCUGGCCAGAAACCACGCUCUCAGGGAGAAGAUCCAUUACAUUCGGACGGAGGGCCCCCCAGGAGUGGAGAAGUUGUCCUGUGACGCCGACCUGGUCAUUCUUCUGAGCUUGUUUGAAGAGGAGAUCAUGUCUUACAUCCCCGUGCCAUCCUUCCACCCUGGCUUCAGCUUCUCUCCACGCUGUUCCCCUGGGUCCUCACCGCAGAGCUCGCCAGGCUUGCAGAGAGCCAGAGCACCCGCCCCGUACCGCAGAGACUUCGAAGCCAAGCUGCGCAACUUUUACAGGAAGCUGGAGGCCAAGGGCUAUGGCCAGGGGCCAGGAAAAAUCAAACUCCUCAUCAGAAGAGAACAUCUUCUGGAGGGUACCUUUAAUCAGGUGAUGGCCUACUCUCGCAAAGAGCUGCAGAGGAGCAAGCUCUACAUCACGUUUGUUGGAGAGGAAGGUCUGGACUACAGUGGGCCUUCUCGGGAGUUCUUCUUCCUGUUGUCUCAGGAACUGUUCAACCCUUAUUAUGGGCUCUUUGAGUACUCGGCCAAUGACACCUACACCGUCCAGAUCAGUCCCAUGUCCGCCUUCGUAGAGAACCAUCUGGAAUGGUUUCGGUUCAGUGGUCGUAUCCUCGGCCUGGCUCUAAUCCAUCAGUACCUGCUGGAUGCCUUCUUCACGCGACCCUUUUACAAAGCUCUGCUCAGACUAGCGACAGACCUGAGUGAUCUCGAGUACCUUGACGAGGAGUUUCACCAGAGCCUGCAGUGGAUGAAGGACAAUGACAUCACUGACAUCCUGGAUCUGACCUUCACGGUCAAUGAAGAGGUCUUCGGACAGGUGACAGAGAGGGAGCUGAAAUCGGGCGGCUCAAACCUCCAGGUGACGGAGAAGAACAAGAAGGAGUACAUUGAGCGCAUGGCCAAGUGGAGAGUGGAGCGGGGAGUGGUGCAGCAGACGGAGGCGAUGGUCCGAGGUUUCUAUGAGGUGGUGGAUUCCCGGCUGGUGUCUGUGUUUGAUGCCCGUGAACUGGAGUUGGUCAUCGCGGGGACGGCAGAGAUCGACCUGAUCGACUGGAGGAGCAACACGGAGUACAGAGGUGGAUAUCACGAUGGUCACAUUGUGAUCCGGUGGUUUUGGGGUGCAGUGGAGCGCUUUAAUAACGAGCAGCGUCUGCGUCUACUGCAGUUUGUGACGGGCACGUCCAGCGUUCCGUACGAGGGCUUUGCCGCGCUGCGUGGGAGCAACGGUCUGCGUCGCUUCUGCAUCGAGAAGUGGGGCAAAAUCACUUCACUACCCAGGGCUCACACGUGCUUCAAUCGUCUGGACCUCCCAACAUACCCUUCGUUCACUAUGCUGUAUGAGAAGCUCCUGAUUGCUGUGGAGGAGACCAGUACAUUUGGCCUGGAGUGAUGCCCUCAAGUCUGUGUGGGGGCGCAGUGACUGGCAUCUUUUUUUUUAAAUGUGAAUAUGAUUUUUUCGAUAACAAAAAAAAAAGGUGUAUUCUCACUUUAUUUUUUACUAAAUCUACCAGAAGAUUCUUACAAAACAAAAACAAAAUGGAUCCACAGAGACUGAUUACUGAAAACUUCUGCAUGUUAUGUACUGUAAUGAAUAUGUGGCGUAAUUGUACAUAUUGUGCUGUGGGGUGGAUACGAGGUAGGCUUGCGUAUGUCAAGCUGUGGGCACUAGUUAUGACCGGGCUCCAGCCUGAGCUAUAUGCUGUCCACAAACCUCUGCUGUAGCCCUGCUGUUCAGGCCAUCAUU
This is a messenger RNA of Clupea harengus (Atlantic herring), 5618 nucleotides long. RefSeq names its product E3 ubiquitin-protein ligase HECW1 (gene hecw1a). The transcript has 28 exons. Lineage: Eukaryota; Metazoa; Chordata; Actinopteri; Clupeiformes; Clupeidae. Gene Ontology annotation, molecular function: protein binding; ubiquitin protein ligase activity. Gene Ontology annotation, biological process: ubiquitin-dependent protein catabolic process; protein ubiquitination; regulation of dendrite morphogenesis. Gene Ontology annotation, cellular component: cytoplasm. The coding region runs from base 300 to 5264 and encodes 1654 amino acids. The record is from RefSeq and is a predicted model, not a curated record.